Alternaria conjuncta is the source of this 282-nucleotide messenger RNA. RefSeq lists its product as uncharacterized. Bases 1 to 282 code for a protein of 93 amino acids. Lineage: Eukaryota; Fungi; Ascomycota; Dothideomycetes; Pleosporales; Pleosporaceae. The record is from RefSeq and is a predicted model, not a curated record. The transcript has 4 exons.
AUGCCUGGGCCUGAGGGAGCACCGCGACGGCCUCCAGUGCUCCUCCGCCUUUCCGCACAGAGCUGGAUACUGACAGUCGGCAGCUGGGUUAUGCGCGAGAACAAGGUGCCUUACUGGCAACGCGAGUUCCAGAAGCACGACGGACUGAGGACCUGGGAGAAGGCCCGUGGAAAGUACCUGGUUCCCGGCUUCAAGGUUAUCAUGUUCAGCAGCCUCGGCGCCAGCAUGUACAUGAUGGGCCGUCUCGUCCUUGGACACAAGACCUGGUUCGGCAAGAACUAG